Fusarium keratoplasticum is the source of this 2127-nucleotide messenger RNA. RefSeq lists its product as uncharacterized. Bases 1 to 2127 code for a protein of 708 amino acids. Gene Ontology annotation, molecular function: protein binding. The transcript has 2 exons. The record is from RefSeq and is a predicted model, not a curated record. NCBI's taxonomy places the organism in Eukaryota, Fungi, Ascomycota, Sordariomycetes, Hypocreales, Nectriaceae.
AUGUCUUCGUAUCAGUACUCAAAGCUAGUCGAUGCCGAUAUUCGGCUGCUCACACUCCUCCCUGGCCAACCUGACUCAAAUAUCAAGAUCCAGAUUCACCAUGCUUCACUCAGAGCGCCGCCGGAUAGACCUCGUCAGCAAGUAACGUUGGAUGAGUUGCGGAAAAAGAUGCCCGACGGUUGGGAGGCACAAGAAACUGUCGAGGGCCGGUUCAUCUUUGAGAAUGACGAGCUCAAUGUUACUUCUUGGUCACUUCCAGAUGACAGCGUUCCUGCUUCGCUGUACAGCACCCCAGCGGACGAAACGGUAUUUAUUCCGCAGUAUGAGCCGUUGUCAUAUACCUGGGGAAGCCCAGAGAAUCCUCAAACCGCCCAAGUCGUCUCACACGAUGAUCCUUCCAUUUCUUGGACACAGCAGAUUCAGUACAACCUCUCUGGCGCACUUAAACACCUGCGGUACCCAGACAAGCCCCGAACACUCUGGGUCGACGCCGUCUGCAUAAACCAGGCUGACAUUCCCGAGAGGAACGCUCAAGUCCCCCGCAUGUCUGACAUUUACCGGCUGGCAGACCGUGUGGUGGUCUGGUUAGGUGAAGAAACGAGCAACAGCAAGCUAGCAGUUUCUACACUUGAUUACCUCGGUGCUCAGAUCGAGCUGACAAAGCAGGGUGGUAGACUGCCCUCUCCGGGCUGUGAUCACCAGGAUUGGUUUCGGUCUCUGACUGAGAUGCCAUAUGACAAUGACACCUGGCAGGCUAUUGCAGACUUGGUCAAUCGUGCCUGGUUCGGCCGGCUGUGGGUUCUACAGGAGAUUCAACUUUCCAACCACAAGGCAGUGAUGCAAUGCGGGAUGAACCGGAUCUCCUGGCAACGAUUCCGCAGGGCCAUGGUGUGCCUCGAAUCCAAGAGGAAUCUUCCGCAAGUCGUUAUCUUCAGCAAGCUCCCACGGCUCGGUGUCUUCUGCCUCCCUGUCGAAGGUGUCAACUUUGCCAUUCUCCUCCUCCGGGUCACACAUCUCGACUGCUCCAAUCCCCGGGACAAGGUCUAUGGACUACUUGGACUCGCCUCCCCUAGUCUGCUGGCUCGUGUUCAAGCUCAGUACGCCGAACCGGUGGAGUCCGUCUACCGAGACCUGUUUUUGGCCAUGACGGACCAGAUGCAGCGGCUUCAUUUCGAAUUCUGUAGCUUGCGGACGAGUCAGGCCCGACAACUUGCGUCGUGGGUUCCCGAUUUCUAUGGUGAUCUGGUAGAGUUGCUUUUCCGAGGGGGAAGAUAUGCGUCUGGAAUGUCUUGUUCCCAUGCGACCUACCAGGCCCCCGGCGCCCUAUAUGUGUCUGGCGUUCGAGUGGGCACCGUGAAGAGCAACAAGGGAGUAUACCCCGAUGAUGUGACAAAGAGGCUAGCUGUGCUUCACGAUUGGAAGCCGGAAAAUCUUGAGACAGGACUUUAUCCUACAGGAGAAAGCGUCAUGGAUGCUUUUGCCACGACUCUCGGUCAGGAUCAACUUAGGGAUCGGUUCCCUACCUCAGCCGUCCAUCCAUAUCUUGAUGAAUGGAAAGAAAAAUUGAGAAAACUCUUGGUCGACUCCCAAGACUCUGCCGGGAAUCCAGAUAUAGGUGCUUAUGCCUAUGACCUACGGUUUCUUACCAAGCAGACCUUUGUCACUUCAGACGGAGGCUACUUUGGUCUGGCUCAUCGAGACACGGCACCAGGUGACAUCAUAUGCGCCAUCCUUGGAUGCAGCGUGCUGGUUAUCCUCCGCCCGACAACAGUAAGAACCUUUAUGCUCGUGGGCAGCUGCUACCUCCACGGCUUCUCAAGCGCAGAGGCAUUUCUAGGCCCUCUUCCAUCGCCAUGGAUCAUCCAGUACAAACCUGACUCAUUCGGUGCCCAAACCCCUUACUUCUUCAACAAGGACACAAAAGAAGAGACGCAGGAGGACCCCAGGCUGGGGAAACUACCUCCUGAGUGGGAAACUGUCCAGGCGGAGAGAACAAGGGAUGAUCCAAUGCUUUUCAGGUGGUUCCGGAAUAGGAACAAUGGGCAUACUAUGAAUUCAGAUCCUCGCAUGCUGCCGCCGGCUUUGCAUGACCGGGGCGUGCGCUUGGAGGACUUUCAACUCAUCUAA